GGCCCCGAGCCAUGGCCCAGGCCGGCGAGGAGGCGCUGCCCGGGCCCGAGACCGCGGUGCAAAUCCGCGUCGCCAUCCAGGAGGCCGAAGACGUGGAGGAGCCGGAGGACGACGAGGAGGGGGCGGAGGCGCGCAGCGCGGGGGACCCGGCCCGGUACCUGAGCCCCGGCUGGGGCAGCGCCAGCGAGGAGGAGCCGAGCCGCGGGCACAGUGGCGCCACGACGAGUGGGGGCGAGAACGAGCGUGAGGACAGCGAGCAGGAGUGGAAGCCCCCGGACCAGGAGUUAAUCAGGAAGCUGGUGGACCAGAUCGAAUUCUACUUUUCUGAUGAAAACUUGGAGAAAGAUGCCUUCCUGCUCAAGCACGUGCGUAGGAACAAGCUGGGGUACGUGAGCGUCAAGCUCCUCACGUCCUUCAAAAAGGUGAAACACCUGACCCGGGACUGGAGAACCACGGCGCAUGCCUUGAAGUACUCGGUGAGCCUGGAGCUGAAUGAGGACCAGCGGAAGGUGAGGCGGACCACCCCCGUCCCCCUCUUCCCCAACGAGAACCUCCCGAGCAAGAUGCUCCUGGUCUACGAUCUCCACCUCUCCCCCAAGCCGUGGGCUCCAGCCACCCCCCCGAAGAACGGGAGGGUGCAGGAGAAGGUCAUGGAGCACCUGCUCAAGCUCUUCGGGACCUUCGGGGUCAUCUCGUCGGUGCGGAUCCUCAAACCCGGGAGGGAGCUGCCCCCCGAUAUCCGGAGGAUCAGCAGCCGGUACAGCCAGGUGGGGACCCAGGAGUGUGCCAUUGUGGAGUUUGAGGAGGUGGACGCGGCCAUCAAAGCCCACGAGUUCAUGAGCACAGAGUCCCAGGGCAGGGAGAACAUGAAGGCUGUCCUGAUUGGCAUGAAACCACCCAAAAAGAAACCUCUCAAAGACAAGAAUCAGGAUGAGGAGCCCGCUUCGAGCAGCCACCCGAACAGGUCCCUGAACAAGAGAGUGGAGGAGCUGCAGUACAUGGGGGACGAGUCUUCCGCCAACAGCUCCUCCGACCCCGAGAGCAAUCCCACGUCACCCAUGGCGGGCCGGCGGCACACGGCCACCAACAAGCUCAGUCCUUCCGGCCACCAGAAUCUCUUUCUGAGCCCGAACGCCUCGCCGUGCUCGAGUCCCUGGAGCAGCCCCUUGGCUCAACGCAAAGGCGUUUCCAGAAAAUCCCCGCUGGCCGAGGAGGGGCGGCUGAACUGCGGCACCAGCCCCGAGAUCUUCCGCAAGUGCAUGGACUACUCCUCUGACAGCAGCAUCACUCCCUCUGGCAGCCCGUGGGUCCGGAGGCGCCGCCUGGCUGAGAUGGCGACCCCAGAGAGGAGCCCCGGCGUGAGCCCUCUGCUGUCCCGGAAGAUGCAGACGGCAGACGGGUUACCCGUGGGGGUGCUGAGACUGCCCAGGGGCCCUGACAACACCCGGGGAUUCCAUGGUGGACACGAGAGAGGCAGGGCCUAUGUAUAAAUACCUUCGAUUUUUCAUACCGGCUCCCUCAAAAUACCUGGCAUGGCAUAGAAUGUAAUUAGGUCCCCAUCGGAAGGUUUUGUAUACAUGUAGACCUCUUAAUUUAUAUAUUUGUAAUGUAUAUAAGUUGUCUGGUACACUGUGGGUUUAAGAACAUCUUCUAGUUCAGAACAACCAGCAUGACCAUUAUUUUGCUGAUGCCCAAUGUGUCUGAAUGUCACGGCCUUGCAGGGCUGCAGGACCGAGGCUCCCCGGGGUCGGUCGGGCCGCCGGUCUCUUCUUCACGGCAGAGUUCUUCCCCGCAGCAACUGAGCUGUCCUCGGCGGGCCAUGCGGGGCCUUCCAGAGAGCCCAUGGGAGUUCUUUUCUGUAAUGGCCAUUCGUUCAGCCAGUAGCAUGGUAUCUCACGGGACCAAAUG
Messenger RNA from Enhydra lutris kenyoni (northern sea otter), 1908 nucleotides. It is a transcript of the gene LARP6, whose product is annotated as La ribonucleoprotein domain family member 6. Lineage: Eukaryota; Metazoa; Chordata; Mammalia; Carnivora; Mustelidae. The coding region runs from base 12 to 1490 and encodes 492 amino acids. Gene Ontology annotation, biological process: RNA processing. The transcript is spliced from 3 exons. Gene Ontology annotation, molecular function: mRNA binding. Gene Ontology annotation, cellular component: nucleus. The record is from RefSeq and is a predicted model, not a curated record.